This is a messenger RNA of Manis pentadactyla (Chinese pangolin), 1062 nucleotides long. RefSeq names its product ribosomal protein SA (gene RPSA). The coding region runs from base 112 to 999 and encodes 295 amino acids. Gene Ontology annotation, cellular component: ribosome; 90S preribosome; cytosolic small ribosomal subunit. Lineage: Eukaryota; Metazoa; Chordata; Mammalia; Pholidota; Manidae. The record is from RefSeq and is a predicted model, not a curated record. Gene Ontology annotation, molecular function: laminin receptor activity; structural constituent of ribosome. The transcript has 7 exons. Gene Ontology annotation, biological process: cytoplasmic translation; ribosomal small subunit assembly.
GCGGUAAAUAUAAGGACGUCAUUUCCGGCCCCCUGUCCUUUCCGCGCUUGGCGAGGGGUCCAUGUGGCGUUGUUCUGGGGUCCCGUCGUAACUUAAAGGGAAACUUUCACAAUGUCCGGAGCCCUUGAUGUCCUGCAAAUGAAGGAGGAAGAUGUCCUCAAAUUCCUUGCAGCAGGAACCCACCUAGGUGGCACCAACCUUGACUUCCAAAUGGAACAGUACAUCUACAAAAGGAAAAGCGAUGGCAUCUACAUCAUAAAUCUGAAGAGAACCUGGGAGAAGCUGCUGCUGGCAGCUCGUGCCAUUGUUGCCAUUGAAAACCCGGCUGAUGUCAGUGUCAUAUCGUCCAGGAACACUGGCCAGAGAGCUGUGCUGAAGUUUGCUGCGGCCACUGGGGCCACUCCCAUUGCCGGCCGCUUCACACCUGGAACCUUCACUAACCAGAUCCAGGCAGCCUUCCGGGAGCCGAGACUCCUGGUGGUCACUGAUCCUAGGGCUGACCACCAGCCUCUCACAGAGGCAUCCUAUGUUAAUCUGCCCACCAUUGCCCUGUGUAACACGGACUCCCCUCUGCGCUACGUGGACAUUGCCAUCCCGUGCAACAACAAGGGAGCUCACUCGGUGGGUCUGAUGUGGUGGAUGCUGGCCCGGGAAGUUCUGCGCAUGCGCGGCACCAUCUCCCGUGAACACCCGUGGGAGGUCAUGCCUGAUCUCUACUUCUACAGAGAUCCUGAAGAGAUUGAAAAGGAAGAGCAGGCUGCUGCUGAAAAGGCCGUGACCAAGGAGGAAUUCCAGGGUGAAUGGACUGCUCCCGCCCCAGAGUUCACUGCUGCACAGCCAGAGGUCGCAGACUGGUCUGAAGGCGUGCAGGUGCCCUCCGUGCCUAUUCAGCAGUUCCCCACUGAAGACUGGAGUGCUCAGCCUGCCACUGAAGACUGGUCCGCAGCUCCCACUGCUCAGGCCACCGAGUGGGUAGGAACCACCACUGAGUGGUCCUAGGCUGUUCCUCAGACUCUUAAACAGAAAGGAAACAAGGUUGCAGAAAAUAAACAGUUUCUAGAA